This is a messenger RNA of Papilio machaon (common yellow swallowtail), 1926 nucleotides long. RefSeq names its product cysteine protease ATG4D (gene Atg4b). The transcript has a single exon. The record is from RefSeq and is a predicted model, not a curated record. Lineage: Eukaryota; Metazoa; Arthropoda; Insecta; Lepidoptera; Papilionidae. Bases 264 to 1685 code for a protein of 473 amino acids. Gene Ontology annotation, molecular function: protein-phosphatidylethanolamide deconjugating activity.
CUUUAUGCUGCAAUGCUUUGUGACAAUUUGACAAAUGGAAUGGCGGAGAUGACAAAACUAAUAACGAUUAUCACUGAGUCUAAAAAUGCUGGCUGCCUUUAUUAAUGUGAAUAUAUGAGUGAAUAAAUGAAAUCCUUUGUUAACAGAAGAAAUGAAGAACACUAAAAAGACUUACAUUUCACAAGUGCGAUAUUAUUAUGAUUUGAUCGUUGAUGUUUACUUACACAAAGUGUAAUAUUUGGUAAAAUGUUUAGCGUACCAUAAUGAACGGUACCAACAGUCUUACGUCGUCGAGUUCAUUUAUAAACUCAUCUGAAACUUCCGAUAUCAGGACCGCAUCCAACAUGAAGGUUGAGAACAUAACUCGGGCGACUUCUUCAAAGGACAACACUCGUGAUAGUUCUGAAGACCUAUUGGAUCUAAAAGGAAAAGUAGAAUCAAGGUUGCUGUCGAUGUGGAAUAAUGUAAAAUUUGGAUGGACAGUUAAAUUAAAAACAACUUUUUCAAAGGAAUCCCCAGUAUGGCUUUUAGGUCGUUGUUACCAUCGAAAGUUAAGUCCAAGUGGAUCAUUGGAAUCGUCAACUGAAAUCGGUACCGAAGCAACAGCACAUGAAACUGUGGAACAAAUAUAUGGAGAAGGUAUAGAAGGAUUUAAAUCAGACUUUGUAAGCAGAAUAUGGAUGACAUAUCGAAGAGAAUUUCCAACCAUGGCUGGAUCCACAUACACUUCUGAUUGUGGUUGGGGUUGCAUGCUACGUAGUGGACAAAUGUUAUUGGCUCAAGCAUUGAUAUGUCAUUUUCUAGGCCGCUCAUGGAGAUGGUUACCAGACAGACCUAUACAAAAUGCUAGAGAAUUCCAAGAAGACUGCAUCCACAGGAUGAUAAUUAAAUGGUUUGGAGACAAGUCAUCUGUAAACAGUCCUCUUUCUAUACAUCAAAUGGUUAGUUUGGGUGAGACUUUAGGGAAGAAAGCCGGAGACUGGUAUGGACCUGCUUCUGUUGCACAUUGUUUGAAGGCUGUGAUGGCUGCAGCUUCUAAAGAGAAUUAUGAGUUUGAUAAUUUGGAAGUAUAUGUUGCACAAGAAUCAACAGUGUAUUUAGAAGAUGUAAACUCACUUUGCCGUCUACCAAACAUUGGAUGGAAAUCUCUUAUACUAUUAGUACCAGUAAAACUUGGCACAGACAAACUAAACCCAAUUUAUGGUCCCUGUUUGACAUCACUUUUGACACUGGAUUUUUGUAUAGGUAUAAUUGGUGGACGGCCUAAGCAUUCAUUAUACUUUGUUGGGUACCAAGAUGACAGACUUAUUCACUUAGAUCCACAUUACUGCCAAGAAAUGGUUGAUGUGUGGCAACCUAAUUUUUCACUACAGUCAUUUCAUUGCCGUUCCCCACGGAAGAUGCCUAUUAGUAAAAUGGAUCCAUCAUGUUGCAUUGGUUUCUAUCUUCCAACACAACAUGAUUUUGAGACCUUUGUCAAUGUCAUUAGAACAUUCCUAGUACCACAAGGAAUGUCUUCAACUAAUGAGUACCCAAUGUUUACUAUACAACAUGGAUCUCGUAAGAAACACAUGGAUCCACCUCAGAUACGGUACUCCAUCUAUGAAUCAGAACUCAACUGGACAACUGCAGCUGUGCAAGAUAGUGAUACAGAUUUAGAGUCAGAAGAAUUUGUUCUUGUGUGAUAUUUAUAAUUUAUACCAAAAUGAAAUUAGAUAAAUUAUGCUACUAAAUUGCUCUUUAAUUAGUUUAUUAUAAGUAAAGAAUAUGUUGAAUAUAAAAAAAAGAAUAUUAAAGUUAGAAAUCAAUGUGCUUUCUUGUUAUGAUUGAAAAAUUAUAUUUCUACCAUCUUGAAUGGAAGCUUUUACUGUAUGAAGGUACUCUUAAACCAAUUUCCAAUCAAUUCCACUACUUAUUUAAUAAUAU